This is a messenger RNA of Zingiber officinale, 1171 nucleotides long. RefSeq lists its product as uncharacterized. Lineage: Eukaryota; Viridiplantae; Streptophyta; Magnoliopsida; Zingiberales; Zingiberaceae. The transcript has 3 exons. The record is from RefSeq and is a predicted model, not a curated record. Bases 316 to 747 code for a protein of 143 amino acids.
ACUGCACAAGAAACCAGAGCAGAAGGCAGCUCUGCGAAAUUAGCUCAGAAGGCAAAAACAAAAGCUACAAAGAAUUGAGCAAGAAACUCAUGUCUGCCAACAAAUUGGAGGAGCAAAUCGAGAAAUGAAGUCGUACCCCUCGAGUUCCUCGGAGUCGAUGAAGCGCUUGGUUUCCCAGUAGUUGCUGUAUUCCCCGUCCAUAUCCAUGGUUUGUGCUGUCGAUUGGGGAAGGAGAGAGGAAGGAGAAUUGGAGGGAGUGAGAUGUGAUGGUGCGCUAUUUAUAGACGAAGGAGGGGAAGGGAACUCCGGAAGGCGAUGAAAGGGAAAGUAAUCGAGCUUCCGAGAUACGAAGACCACGAAUCCGCGUCUCUAAAAACCACCCCUAAUUUCUCCUUCGUCCUUCCUCCUUCAUCGCGACGCGGCCGCAGAAGAGGAACAUCCAUAGCCGCGAGGAAACUACACAGAUUUCUCCUUCCUCCUUCCUCGCAAUGCGGCUACAGAAGAAGAACACCCACAGGCGUCUUCCUCCUUCGCCGCGCCAAGCUACAGCAAGGGUUUCCACCCCUUCCUCCUUCGCCGCGUCAAGCUGAAGCUAGGGUUUCUGCCCCUUCCUCCUUUGUCGCGACGCAACCGCAGAAGAGGAACACCCACAGGCGCCUUCCUCCUUCGUCGCGCCAAGCUGAAGCUAGGGUUUUUCUGCACCUCACUCCCCUCCAUUUGUUCUCCUUAACGGUUGUGCUUGAAUGACAUCAUCAAGUAAUAACAACAUCAACCAUACCAAAUAUGAAACUGUGUGAUGCAGGGACUGCGGACUAAGAGCAUUGGUGCUGGUCUCUAGAUCGAUCAAGAACCCAGGGAGACUAUAUUAUGGAUGUAAGCAUCAUGGAUGGUUAAAGUGGGUGAGGUCUGAUACUGAAAAUGAAUACACUAAUGAUAUACAUUUUAGGAUGUUGCCAAGAGUGGAGUCAAGGGUGGGGAGUGAACACAUUGCUUAUCCUGGACAUAAUAUGGGAAAUUGGAAUGUACCGUUUAUGGUCUGGAUAUUAGUGAUAGUGAACUUAAUUCUUUUGGCUAUAUACUUGUUUUGUUUGUUGGUUGGCCUAGUUAAGUAAUACUAGUAUUGUAAUGUGAUAAAGAAAUGCAAUUAUGGAUGAUGUUGAUAUUUUUUUUU